GGUGAGUGUGUGAAACAACUCUCACCCCGCAGGAAGUCUGAAUAGUCCAAAGAGCGUUAUUCCUCGCCCUCGAAAUCACAAAACGAGUUCGUUCUCGACCAUUGAAAACGUCUCUCAGGAUUAAAUGUCAAACGCGCGUGAGUUCUGAACGCUAAGCGCGUGCCCUCGAAAAAGACUUGGAAAGUUAUCCGCAUUUGUGCAAAAUUAUCAUAGGAGUGACGUUGAUUUGCUUUUAAAACUGAACUGUUUUUUUUUUAAUUGGCUGGUAUAUUCUAAGAGUUUCAUUUAUUUUAAUGUGAGACUAAAGCAAAAAGCCUCCUGCCAUUCCAUCAUGUAGCACCACUAGGCCCCCCUUUGAAGUGUCUUGACCAUCUCCUAUUUGGAGUUAGUAAGCUCCGCCCCUUCUGAGAUCCUGAGCAUCAGGAGCUUCUUACUGGUAGAAGGUUAUUAAAUUCCCAGCACAGACUGGCUAACUCUGAUCACUCAGGGCAUCUCUCAGCACAAGAGCUCACUGGAAGCAGGGUCUCUUUUGGGUCACCGGUUCAGCCCAGCUUGUUUGAUCAGAGUGUGUUGAGUAACACCGCCAGCAUGACCAAAAGCACUGGGGAGAAGCCACGGUCGCGCAAUCGCGUCCAGCAGAUCCGAGAGGGAAUUCACCUGCGUUCCCUAAAGGCGAGGAAGAAAGUGGAGGACAUCACUAAAGAUGACGUGAAGACCUUUCUGAGAAGAAAUGCUUUUGUCCUCUUCACCAUUGGAGCUGUGGUCUUUGGUAUCAUGAUGGGUUUUGCUCUGAGGUCGUAUAAAAUGUCAUACAGAGAAGUAAAGUAUUUCUCCUUUCCUGGUGAACUAUUAAUGCGUAUGCUGCAGAUGCUAGUGCUUCCCCUUCUAGUCUCAAGUUUGAUUACAGGCAUGGCAGCACUGGACAGUCGGGCCUCUGGAAAGAUGGGCAUGCGUGCAGUCAUAUACUACAUGACCACCACUUUCAUCGCAGUGUUCAUUGGCAUCAUUAUGGUUCUGAUUAUCCACCCGGGCAAAGGCUCAAAGGAUGAAUUCACUAAACAGCAGAAGAUUGAGCAGGUCAGCCCAGCUGAUGCCUUCCUUGACCUCAUCAGAAACAUGUUUCCUCCUAAUCUGGUUCAGGCCUGCACUCAGCAGUUCAAGACUCAAUAUGGCAAAAGGAUCAUUCACGUGAAGGUGAUCGUCAACGAUUCGAUAUUCAACCUAACUAACGCCACCCAGGAGAUUGCCCAAGAGGAAGUGAUCCCUCUCUCGGGAACCACCAGCGGGGUUAAUGCCCUCGGGCUGGUGGUGUUUUCAAUGUGCUUCGGCUUGAUCAUUGGGAAUAUGAAGGAACAGGGACAGGCUCUUAGAGACUUCUUCGACUCCCUCAACGAGGCCAUCAUGCGACUUGUUGCUAUUAUUAUGUGGUACGCACCAAUCGGUAUCCUCUUUCUGAUUGCUGGAAAAAUCGUGGAAAUGGAUGACAUCACUGAAAUGGGCGGUCAGCUCGGCAUGUAUACGAUUACAGUAAUAAUCGGCCUUAUGAUACACGGCAUGAUCAUUCUCCCGACUCUGUACUUCGUCAUCACGCGGAAGAACCCCUUUAUCUUCAUCACGGGUUUGCUGCAGGCCCUCAUCACGGCUCUCGGUACCUCGUCCAGUUCAGCCACUCUUCCCAUUACCUUCAAAUGCCUCGAGGAGAAUAACAAAGUCGACAAGCGCGUGACUCGAUUCGUGCUGCCUGUCGGAGCAACGAUCAACAUGGAUGGAACAGCGCUGUAUGAAGCCCUGGCGGCCAUCUUUAUCGCCCAGGUUAACAACAUGGACAUGAACUUCGGGCAGAUCAUAACCAUUAGCAUCACAGCGACUGCUGCAAGUAUCGGGGCGGCCGGAAUCCCUCAGGCUGGUCUGGUCACAAUGGUGAUUGUGCUGACCUCUGUCGGACUCCCAACCGAUGACAUCACCCUCAUCAUUGCAGUUGAUUGGUUCCUUGAUCGACUUCGCACGACAACUAACGUCCUGGGAGACUCUAUAGGAGCUGGAAUCAUAGAGUUCCUGUCCAAAGAUGAGCUUCAGAAUGGCGAUGUGGAGUUGGGAAGCUCAGUGCUGGAGGAGAACGAAGUGAAGAAACCUUAUCAGAUGAUCCCUCAGGAGAAUGAAUAUGAGAAUGAGAAGCCACCAGACAGCGAGACCAAGAUGUAGAAAAUGCCCCAACCAAGGAUUUUUUUUGUGUGUGUUUGCGUUUGUAUAUGUACAGUGGCCCUAAAAAUAUAUGAACACCGGAGAUACACUUAAAAUUUAUAAUAACUGAAUUGCUUUUAAUGAGAAAAUAUCAAACUAAAUGGCAAAAGAAAUAUAGUAUAAGCAUGCUAUUUAAGCAUUUGGACACUUUCUGGUUGUCAAACUCGAAAUAAGGUUCAUUGGUGUGGAUAUGAACUACAUUUCAUGUAUUUACAAAAAUCAGUUUUGAGAAAAACCCCAAGUUGCUGCUUGGUUUGCAAUAAAAUACAUACACUUUUGAAGUGUUGAUUUAAGUGUCUAAAUAUUUUAAGGGGCAUUGUAUAUGUAUAUUUAAUUUUGUUUUUUAAUAUUUUGUUUUCAAACUACUUUUGACCUUUUACUGUAAUUUUGUUCUUGUGCUUUGUCUCCUGUCUGCAGGUCAUACUGAUUGUUAAAUUCAUUUGGCAGGAGAGUUUUACCUUGAUAAAAAUAUAUUGUUUUUUUUUUUUUAUUGCUAUUUCAAUAUUUUGAUAAUUUGCUGAAAUGUGAAUCCAUGUGAAGGGCAUUGGUAUGUUGGUGUCCAGAGUUUGUUACAUGCUUUAUAAUACAAGAAGCAAGGUUUAAAUCUUAAUGCCUGGUUUCAUAUACAGGGCUUAGCCUAAAUCAGGAUUAGUUCCAUAUAGUUCAAUAAGGACAUUUAAGUCAUUUUUAGAGUCACCUUAGAGAAAAAAAAAUCAUUACUGGUGUGUAUCUUAAAUCAAUGGCCCUGACAGAUUUUUAGAUAAGUGAGUGCAAGUUUCAUUCAUUUGAAACAGCUCAGAUUUACAUUUAGUCUAAGACUAGGCUUAAGCCUUGUUUGUGAAACCGGGGGUAAGAAUAUUAAAAUGGACAGAGUCAUGAUUGCACACAGAACUGAUUUUAAGCAGAAAUGAAUGUCAGUAAAUUAUUCAUCUGAUGAACGGACAGAAGUUCAUUACACUUUGUUUAAUGAACAAGUUCAGUACAGGGGCAGGAUUCCAAGAUUAAAUACUUUUGGGCUCCGUAUAGUGAUCAUAUAAAAUUGAGUAUAAAAUAUGUCAAACUGUAAAUAUCAAGAGAAAAUCAUGUUUAGCUUUAAAAGUCAGCAGCUUUUACAGCAGAUAUUUUACGUUUUUUUUCAGCAGCUCUACACUAAUAAUCUUAACUGAACACACACAUACUUAUGCAUUUAUGAGAUUUUUUUUAUUGUUCUGCUAUAGUUCAUCCACUGACCCCUUUAUUAUCAUUUGCUAACAUUAAUGAUAAAUAGAAAUAAUACGUAGCUGCUACUGAUUAUUAAUUGUAGGAAAAUGGACUGAAUGUUUACAGUCCUACGGUUGCAAUGACAUACAAAACGGAGUCAUUUUGAAAACUGUAAAUCUUUCGAAAACAUGCUAUAGACACAUGUUGGACUCACAUGUACUCAGCUGGAAACUGUGAUCUUAUAUAUGUUUGCCUUUUUUUAAAUGCUUAGUUUUUUUCAUGUUGCUGUAUAUUUCCUGUCACGUUCAUAAAAAAGCAAAAUGGGUGGUUAGAAUUAUAGAAUAAAGAGCAUACGGAUGUUGUGUGUUAAAUAUAGUUUUGAAUAAAAUGGAGAGUGGCGA
Molecule: messenger RNA, 3842 nt
Organism: Puntigrus tetrazona (Sumatra barb)
Lineage: Eukaryota; Metazoa; Chordata; Actinopteri; Cypriniformes; Cyprinidae
Gene: slc1a3b
Product: solute carrier family 1 member 3b
Exons: 10
Coding region: 589-2202 (537 amino acids)
Biological process (GO): L-glutamate import across plasma membrane; L-aspartate import across plasma membrane; D-aspartate import across plasma membrane
Cellular component (GO): plasma membrane
Molecular function (GO): glutamate:sodium symporter activity; L-glutamate transmembrane transporter activity; neutral L-amino acid transmembrane transporter activity
Source: RefSeq, a predicted model, not a curated record